ACAAAUACACGCAGCGUAUUUACUCGAUCAACACAGAGAGCGUAGCCAUUUUCAGAGUGUUAUCUUCAAGAACUGACUACACUUCCAUUUUCAACAUGUCUGACAUUGGAUCUGAAGAAUUUGAUGAAGAUGAAGGCAUCAAUUUAGGGAGUUACGAAGGCGACAGAAAUGCCGAGGAAGAAAGACAUGGUUUUGGAAAAGCAACCCUUCCUAAUGGAGACACAUACGAGGGCCAGUACGAACAUGGCAAACGACAUGGGAAUGGAACCUAUCGUUUUAAGAAUGGUGCCAAGUAUGUAGGGGAAUAUUCCAAAGCAAAGAAACAUGGCCAAGGCACAUUCUGGUACCCGGAUGGAUCACGAUAUGAAGGGGACUGGGUUGAAGAUAAAAGAAAUGGCCAUGGUAUAUAUUACUAUAUCAAUGGCGACACAUAUGAAGGAAACUGGUACGAGCACUUACGACAUGGCCAGGGAACAUAUACAUACUCCUCAACAGGGACCAAAUACAUAGGUACCUGGAUAAAUGGCAAGAGAGAGGGAUCUGGUGAAUUGGUUCAUGCUAAUCAUCGAUACAUUGGCAACUUUGCUGAAGACUUCCCUAAAGGCCUUGGCAAAUACAAGUUUGAUAUGGGAUGUGAACAGCAUGGAGAGUAUGUACUAGAGGAACAAAUUCAAGAAGGAGACACUGAAGAGGAUGAACAAAUAACUAUCAUUACACCAAAAUGGAAAUGUUCAAGAAUAACUGAAAUUGAAAAUGCUGUAUAUAACUAAUAUCUGUUGUUUAUUUAAUUAGGUCAAAGCAACAAGAAACCAUUCUACUCCUUCUAACACUGAUUUGUAUAUGAAAAAAUAAAUAUAGUAAACAGCA
Exaiptasia diaphana is the source of this 867-nucleotide messenger RNA. Its product is annotated as radial spoke head 1 homolog. Gene Ontology annotation, biological process: axoneme assembly; spermatid development. NCBI's taxonomy places the organism in Eukaryota, Metazoa, Cnidaria, Anthozoa, Actiniaria, Aiptasiidae. The transcript is spliced from 2 exons. The record is from RefSeq and is a predicted model, not a curated record. Gene Ontology annotation, cellular component: motile cilium; nucleus. The coding region runs from base 96 to 770 and encodes 224 amino acids.